Dryobates pubescens (Downy woodpecker) is the source of this 2532-nucleotide messenger RNA. It is a transcript of the gene ZNF710, whose product is annotated as zinc finger protein 710. The record is from RefSeq and is a predicted model, not a curated record. Bases 19 to 1953 code for a protein of 644 amino acids. NCBI's taxonomy places the organism in Eukaryota, Metazoa, Chordata, Aves, Piciformes, Picidae. The transcript has 4 exons.
CCAGGCAGGCGGCGAGAGAUGGAUCGCUUCACCGAGUGCGGCACCCAGACAGACGCUGUGGUGGUGUUGUCCCUGGCACAGGCCGCGGUGCUGGGCUUGGUGUCCGACAACGAGCUGCUCGGGGCCACCGUCAGCCCUGCCGGCUUCUUCCCGGGGCUGGCAGCCGAGCUGCCUGACGCCGACACUGCGGCCGAGCCUGGGGAGCCGGAGGGCGAGGGCCGGCCGGAGGGCGAGCCGGAGGAGGACGCCUUGGAGGCAGAGUCCUCCCUGGAGAAGCACGCCCGGAGGAGGAAGCGGCCCCCCGUGCGGCUGGUGCCCAAGGUCAAACGCGAGAAGGCAGAGGCCGAGGCCGAGCCGCUGUACGAGGUGCCCGUGCCCGCCGACGAGGAGGGCGAGGGGCAGCGCGGCCGCUCCCGCCAUCGCCGGGAGCAGGAGAUGCAGGGCAGCUCCGUGAAGAUGAUCGACCUGGGCACCUUCAGCAGGAAGCCUCGGAGGCUGCGGCACCUGCGCCGGCACACGCGCCACGAGCCGGCGGGCACCGAGUGCCACCUGGAGGGCGCCGACCCGGCCGGCGCGGCAGCGGACGACGGCACGUCGGGAACCUCCCGCACCGACUGCGCCUUCGAGGCGGCCGCCCCCUCCCCAGACGAGGAGGAAGCCCCAGCGCCGGCGUCCCCCGAGGCGGUGAAGAGCGAGCAGGGCUUCGGCUGGCAGGAGGCGGGCGAGCUGGAGGCGGAGGCGGGCGGCGGCGGCAGCAGCGAGCGCAGCAAGAAGGCGCAGCUGGACCGGCUGGACAUCAACGUGCAGAUCGACGACUCCUACCUGGUGGAGGCGGGCGACCGGCAGAAGCGCUGGCAGUGCCGCAUGUGCGAGAAGUCCUACACCUCCAAGUACAACCUGGUGACCCACAUCCUGGGCCACAACGGCAUCAAGCCCCACUCCUGCCCGCACUGCGGCAAGCUCUUCAAGCAGCCCAGCCACCUGCAGACCCACCUGCUGACCCACCAGGGCACCCGGCCCCACAAGUGCGAGGUGUGCGGCAAGGCCUUCACCCAGACCAGCCACCUGAAGCGGCACAUGCUGCUGCACAGCGACAUCAAGCCCUACAGCUGCCGCUUCUGCGGCCGCGGCUUCGCCUACCCCAGCGAGCUGAAGGCCCACGAGGUGAAGCACGAGAGCGGCCGCUGCCACGUCUGCGUGGAGUGCGGCCUGGAUUUCUCCACCCUCACCCAGCUGAAGAGGCACCUGGCCACCCACCAGGGCCCCACGCUCUACCAGUGCCUGGAGUGCAGCAAGUCCUUCCACUACCGCAGCCAGCUGCAGAACCACAUGCUGAAGCACCAGAACGUGCGGCCCUUCGUCUGCACCGAGUGCGGCAUGGAGUUCAGCCAGAUCCACCACCUCAAGCAGCACUCCCUCACGCACAAGGGUGUGAAGGAGUUCAAGUGCGAGGUGUGCGGGCGGGAGUUCACGCUGCAGGCCAACAUGAAGCGCCACAUGCUGAUCCACACCAGCGUCCGGCCCUACCAGUGCCACAUCUGCUUCAAGACCUUUGUGCAGAAGCAGACCCUCAAGACCCACAUGAUUGUCCACUCACCUGUGAAGCCCUUCAAGUGCAAGGUGUGUGGAAAGUCCUUCAACCGCAUGUACAACCUCCUGGGCCACAUGCACCUGCAUGCUGGCAGCAAGCCCUUCAAGUGUCCCUACUGCUCCAGCAAGUUCAACCUGAAGGGCAACCUCAGCCGACACAUGAAGGUCAAGCACGGGGUGAUGGACAUCAGCCUGGACAGCCAAGAUGCCAUGAUGGACCUGGCUGGGGCUGACCACACGGAGCUGGACGGGCAGCAGGAGAUGGAUGACUUCGAGGAGGAGAACUCUUACGGCUACGGUGGGGUGGGCAGCGCGCCGGAGGAGCAGGCCAUGAAGGAGAUGGCCUACUACAAUAUGUUGUAGCUGCAGUGCCAGGGGACUGCCAGGGCCAGUGCUGACACUGUGUGGCACCCAGCCAGCCCUGCACUCCCACCCCGGACAGGGGGGUCUGGUUGGGUUUGGUGAAGGAGAGGACAGGGAUUGUCCAAAUGCUGGGGUGGAGGCUGUAGGUGGCAGUGGGCGCACAGGGUUGGUGUGCUGGAGACUCAGCUCCAGCUGCUGCCAGACCCUUGCGGAGCUCAGUGGAGCUCCCACCACAACCGGGUCCAUCCCUCCUUCCCCAGCACCCCAGAGAGGUUGUGCUAAGCUGUGCCCAGAUGGCUGCAUGCCUUGUGCCCGGCGCUGGCAUCCCUUCACCCCACUCCUGCCCCACAGCGCAGGGGCAAGCUGGGGCCGUGCCUCUUGCCACUCCCUGAAGCCGUGGGCAGGGGCGGGCACACCCCAGCAGCCGAUGAGCGUCUCUCACGAUUCUACCUCCUGGGUGCCCCUCUGCCCGCCGCAGGAAGCGGGUCUGUGGCUCUUCCCCGGGCCAGAGCUGCCCUGCUCGCCCUGGGGCACGGGCAGAGCUGCAGCAGCAGGCCACGGGGCACACACAGAGUAUUU